Volvox carteri f. nagariensis is the source of this 3396-nucleotide messenger RNA. RefSeq lists its product as uncharacterized. Lineage: Eukaryota; Viridiplantae; Chlorophyta; Chlorophyceae; Chlamydomonadales; Volvocaceae. Bases 1 to 3396 code for a protein of 1131 amino acids. The transcript is spliced from 21 exons. The record is from RefSeq and is a predicted model, not a curated record.
AUGACGGAGGGCGGCAUGGCGGUGGGCCACCACCGCAUGGUGGCAGAAGCUGUCGUGGCGGUGGUGGUGGUGGUGGUGACCACAUCCGCGGAGAAGUCCAAGGAGGCUCGGGCUGCCGCUCGGCGCGAACGGCGCGCAAAGAAGCGGCAGGGGAAGGUGGAGACGCAAGCAGCCUCCGUGGGCUCCCCGCCAUCGUCUUCCCCUUCACCGCCUCCCCCCGAGCCCACCGCGGCCACCACCAAACCGAGCUCCGCCUCCUCCAGCGGCGCUGCUCGCCCUCGUCCUAAGAAGCUGCCGGUGGCUUCCGGCGGCAGUAGCAGCAGCAGCAGUGGCAACGGCUCCGCCGCCGCCGCAGCAAACCCCAUGGGAGGCGGCUUCAACCUGGGCUCUGUGGGGGCCUCCGUGCUGGGUGGACUGGGGGCCUUAUUCGGCAUUCAACAGCUGCAGAAGGUGGAUGAACUCAAGGAGGAGAAGGAGGCGGUGCUGCUAGCGGCCAAGUCUCGGGAGGACGAGCUCCGCGCCAGUGUGAAUGAGUCCCAGGCCGCGGCCGCGCAGCUGGAGAGCGAGGUGGCGCGGGCUCGCGAGUCCAUCGAGGCCAAGGAGAAGAUGAUGGCGGAGCUGGAGAAGCAGAUUGUGGUGAUGCGACGACAGAUCAGCCAGGGCAAGGACCAGCUACUGGCGACCAAGGACAUGAAGGAGGCUACAGCGCUCAUGACGGAUCUGGCACCCAAGGAGGUGAUGCUGAGGGAGCUGGAGGCGCAGGUCGCCCUCCUCACCGUGGAGUCGAAGGAGGCCCGCAUGCUGCUGGCGGAGCGGGAGGCCAAGGUGUCGGCUCUGGAGGGGCAGGUGGCCUCCAUGCAGUCCAUUGUGCAGUACAGCAAGCAGGAACUCAGCCUGCGUGCGCGUGACGCCGCUGAGCUGACUCAGGUGAAGUCGGAGCUGAUCGCGAAGGAGCAGAAAGUUCGGGAGAUGAAGCAGCUGCUUCAGAUGCAGCAGCAGUCCUCCCGACUGGAGAUGGAGACCAUGCGGGAGGAGCUGGACAGCGCCCGCUCAGUGGCUUCGGAGCUCGAGAAGCGGAACGUCUCACUCAUGCGCAUGACUCAGCAGAGUCUAGGCCGCGAGGGCGACCUGAAGCAGGCGGUCAACAGCACGCGGGCCCAGGUCUCUAAGCUAGAGACCGCCGUCAACACCGCUACUGCGCAGCUGCAGCAGCGCGCCGAGCAGUUGGCGGAGCUGAAGAGCAGUUUGGACGAGCAGACAGCUGAAGUCGCGGCGCGUCAGAGGGCUCUGGACGAGCGUGAGGCCGAGCUGGCAGCUGCCCGUGUGGCGGCUGAGGAGCUGGAGGUGAAGAACAGCUCCCUGGUCCGCAGCCGCAGUGUGGAGCUUGGGAAGAUGCAGGACCUCAAACAAGCGCUGAAUGCGAGCAGGGCACAGGUCGCCUCCCUGGAGCGGCAAGUCCGCGAGGCCAACGUAGCUCUGGCGGCCAAGAGCGCCCGGCUGCGGGAGCUGGAGGUGCAGGUGCCCGCGCUGCAGAGGGAGCUCGCCACGGGCAAGCAGGCGCUCGAGGACAGCCGCGGGGAGCUCAUGACGGCCAGGACAGCUGCACAGGCAAGGGGGGGAGGGGAGGGGAGUUUAUAUGAGCUGGAGAAGAAGAACGCGGCCCUCAUCCGCCAGGCCACAGCCAGCCUCAGUCGCGAGGGCGACCUGAAGCAGGCGCUCAACGUCUCCAGGGCGCAGACAGCUCGGCUGGACGAGGAGCUCAAGGCGGCGAAGGCGGGGCUGGCGGAGGCGACGGCGGAGGCCACGGAUGCCAACCGGCGGCUGUCGGCGGCGGAGGCGACUGUACGGCAGACGGAGAGUCAGAAGGCGGCCCUGGUUCGCGAUGCCCAGAUGGCCCUCAGCAAGGCCGGGGACUUGAAACAGGCCCUGAAUGUGUUCAAGGAGAAGCUGGCGGCCACCCGGCAGGAGCUGGGGCAGCGGGAGCAGGCUCUGGAGGCGGAGCAGCGGCGGGCGGAGCAGCUCAGUGCGGAGAAGGCGGUGGCGGUGCGGGAGUCCCACCAGAUGCGGCACCAGCUGGACGAGAGCAGGAAGCAGGCCCAGCAGUUGGAGGUUGAGGUUGCUUCCACCCGCAGUCAGUUGGAGGUUGUGGAGGUUGAGGCGCGGGCGGCGGUGGAGGAGCUGGCGGCGGCCCGGUCUGCGCUGUCUAGCAGCGAGGCGGCCCUGGGCGCCACCAGCGGGCAGCUGGGGGAGGUGGAGAGGCAGAGAGCGGCGCUGAUGCGUGACAUGCAGGCGAGUCUAGGGCGGCUGGGGGACUUGAAGCAGGCUCUCAAUCUGUCCAAGCAGCAGGCAGGGCAGUUCGAGGAGGCGGCGCGCAAGGCGGAGGCUGAGGCGGCGGCCGCCCGGCAGAAGGUGACGCAGCUCACUGCACAGGCGGCUCAGGCGGCGUCGCGAUCGGAGGCUGCGGAGACGCGGCUGGCGGAGGUUCAGGCGGCCCUGGCGGCGGCGGAGGGCGCCCGGGCCGCCUUGCUGCGCGACAGCUCCGUGGCCCUGGGGGCCCAGGGGGAUUUGAAACAGUCCGUGAACGCGGCGAGGGCGAGGGUGUCGAAACUUGAGGCGCAGCUAACGGCCGCCCGGGGGGAGGCGAGCGCCAUGUCAGCGGCGUCGAAGGAAGCUUCUCGGCGGGCGGCAGCGGCGGAGGCGGCCCUGCGGGACAGCGAGGCGCGUCGUACGGCAUCGGAGGCGGCGGCACGCGCUGCUGAGCAGCAGCGUACGGCAGCUCUGUCGGCCGCUCAAAAUGCCAUCGGGCGGGAGGGGGAUCUUAAGCAGAAGCUGAACCGCGCUAACCAGGCGGGCUCCAAGCUGGAGCAGCAGGCGACUCAGGCCCGUGCGGCCCUGGAGGCGGCAGAGGGUCGGAGGGUGCGGGCGGAGGCGGCGGUGGCGGACAUGCAGAGUCAGCUGCGCACCUCGGAGGCCAAGUUCUCGGAAGCCGUACAGCGGGUGGCGGAGGCGGAGAGCCUCCUGCAGGCUGCGGAGGAGGAGGAGGAGAGGUCGCAGCAGCAGCAACACAACCACUUUAACAACCACGUUGGCAACCACUUUAACAACCACCUUAACAACAACAACAACAACAACAACCACAGCCCGGCGGGGCCGGCGGCGUAUGGGGGGGGCCCGGAAGGGUUUCAUGCGUACGAGGAGCACACGAAGGGCCGCUGCGGCAUCAUGGCUGUGAUGGUACCGGAUCGGAUUGGUCGGCCCAGCCCAGACCAUCAUCAGCCCAAUAUGUAUUUUUUAUGUAUGUACGUGUACGUACGUAUGUAUGUAUGGACAGGGACCGGAUACGACGUCAUGCCAAAAACCGGGCGUUCUUUGCAUUUCCAACGUUUUGCUCACUGA